AGAAGCCGCUGCUGGGGAGCUCCGGGCUGCGGUGGUGGCGGGCGACGGGCCUCGGGACGCGGAGCGACGCGGCCUAGCGCGGCGGACGGCCGUGGGAACUCGGGCAGCCGACCCGUCCCGCCAUGGAGAUGGAGAAGGAGUUCGAGGAGAUCGACAAGGCUGGGAACUGGGCGGCUAUUUACCAGGUGAGGACACUUGUGUCUACCCAGAAGGGAAAGUUUGAUGGCUGCUUCUGAAGAGGCCUGCGUGGGAGUGCUGCAGCAAGACAGGGGCCGCUGAAGCUGGUGCUGGACUGGCUUCCUGGAAACAUACAUUGUUGCUAAGAUAUUCGACAUGAAGCCAGUGACUUCCCAUGCAAAGUAGCGAAACUUCCUAAGAACAAAAACCGGAACAGGUACCGAGAUGUCAGCCCUUUUGACCACAGUCGGAUUAAAUUGCACCAGGAAGAUAAUGACUAUAUCAAUGCCAGCUUGAUAAAAAUGGAAGAAGCCCAGAGGAGCUAUAUUCUUACCCAGGGCCCUUUACCAAACACAUGUGGGCACUUCUGGGAGAUGGUGUGGGAGCAGAAGAGCAGGGGCGUGGUCAUGCUCAACCGCAUCAUGGAGAAAGGCUCGUUAAAAUGUGCCCAGUAUUGGCCACAGCAAGAAGAAAAGGAAAUGGUCUUUGAUGACACAAGUUUGAAGUUGUCACUAAUCUCUGAAGAUGUCAAGUCAUAUUACACAGUACGACAGUUGGAGUUGGAAAACCUGACUACCAAGGAGACUCGAGAGAUCCUGCAUUUCCACUACACCACAUGGCCUGACUUUGGAGUCCCCGAGUCACCUGCUUCUUUCCUCAAUUUCCUAUUCAAAGUCCGAGAGUCAGGCUCACUCAGCCUGGAGUACGGCCCCAUUGUGGUCCACUGCAGCGCCGGCAUCGGUAGAUCGGGGACCUUCUGUCUGGCUGACACCUGCCUCUUACUGAUGGACAAGAGGAAAGACCCUUCUUCCGUGGACAUCAAGAAAGUGCUGCUGGAGAUGCGCAGGUUCCGCAUGGGGCUCAUCCAGACGGCCGACCAGCUGCGUUUCUCCUACCUGGCUGUCAUCGAGGGCGCCAAGUUCAUCAUGGGCGACUCAUCAGUGCAGGAUCAGUGGAAGGAGCUCUCCCGGGAAGACCUGGACCUUCCACCCGAGCACGUGCCCCCACCUCCCCGGCCACCCAAACGCACACUGGAGCCUCACAACGGGAAGUGCAAGGAGCUCUUCUCCAACCACCAGUGGGUGAGCGAGGAGACCUGUGAGGAUGAAGACAGCCUGGCCGGAGAGGAAGGCAGAGCCCACUCAAGUGCCGUGCACAGCGUGAGCAGCAUGAGUCAAGACACUGAAGUUAGGAGACGGAUGGUGGGUGGAGGUCUUCAAAGUACUCAGGCAUCUGUCCCAACCAAGGAAGAGCUGUCCUCCACUGAGGAGGAACAAAAGGCACAUUGGCCAGCUCACUGGAAGCCCUUCCUGGUCAGUGUGUGCAUGGCCACGGUCCUGGCGACUGGCGCAUACUUCUGCUACCGGGUAUGUUUUCACUGACAGACUGGGGGGCACUGCCACUGCCCAGCUUAGGACGCGGUCUGCGGCGUCUGACCUGGUGUAGAGGGAACAACAGCUCGCAAGCCUGCUCUGGAACUGGAAGGGCCAGCCCCAGGAGGGCAUCAGUGCACUGGGCUUUGAAGGAGCCCCUGGUCCCACGAACAGAGUCUAAUCUCAGGGCCUUAACCUGUUCAGGAGAAGUAGAGGAAAUGCCAAAUACUCUUCUUGCUCUCGCCUCACUCCUCCCCUUUCUCUGGUUCGUUUGUUUUGGGGGAAAAAAAAAAGAAUUACAACACAUUGUUGUUUUUAACAUUUAUAAAGGCAGGUUUUUGUUAUUUCUAGAUAAAAAAAAAAGUUGCUAGGCACUGGUGAGCUUCUCUCGUGCCCUUUAGCAUGUGAUCAGAUUCCUGAUUUCUAUUGAUUUCCAGGGGAAGGAUCCCGCUGGGCAGGACUGUAAAGUUCCUGCUGGCUUGGGCAGCCCCCACUGCACCCUGAGCUUGCAGGUGCCCCGGAGCCCCACCCUGUUGUGAGGAGGGCAGCCACAUGGGCUGCCUCUGAACAGCAAGCCCAGCUCUGCUUCGCUCAGGGGUCCCCCACCGUUCCAUCCUCCUCGGUCUCCUCCCUCUUUGUGGCUGCCAUCUUGCAGAUGGCCUGACCCUCGCCACCCCAUCCCUUUAAAUCCCUGAGGGCCUUGCCUCGGGGUCAGAGGUGGCUGCCAGCCUUGUGCUGGGGUUCCCAUUUCCUUUGGAAAGUCAUUACUACUCUGUAGAAGCCACUCCACUGAGGUGCAAGCAAGACUGACUGUAAAGGAGGAAGGAGCCCUGGUGUCAUGGAAGCCACUCCGCAGGACCUGUACCAACCUCUGAGACACAGUCCCUCAGUGAACGCUCUUGAAGGCGUCAGAUAGGUGAUCUUUGCAGACUGCAUAGACUUCCUGAGUGGUGGUUUUCAGUCCAGACUCACAAAACACCACAGAGCGCUUAUCACGCUGCCUUCCAUGCUGGGAUGGCUGAGGCCGUGGGGAGGCCGGCGCUGUGGGUCCAUCCAGUGUGGUUGCCUUUGUGCAAUUGCUGCCCGGCAGCAGAGCCUGCACUCCAGCCUCUGCGCUGCAGGCCACAGUGGCCAUGGUGGCCCACAGAGCGAGCUGCGAUGGAGGCUUAUCACGUGAAGCCGCCUUUCCAGGCUGUGUAUCUCCCUUAUGCUUUACCUUCUGUUUCCUUCCCGCAUAACAAGCCCACCAUCAUGAGGAGUGCAGGGGAGGGCCAGGCAUUAGAGCGGCGGGCUACGUGCCGGGUGAGGCCCUCCUCUAAGGGCCCUGCUCUCAUUCAUUUACUUUGCCCAGAGGCAGCCCCUGCGUGAGCACACCCUGAGACUGACAGGAGCCACUGUGUGGCCAGUGCUGGGGCCAGGUAUAGGAGGGUAUGAGGGGCAGGCUUCAGGGGCGUAGGACAGUGGUGAUGCCCAGAGCCCCCAUGGCUGCACAUCCAUGUGUAGGGUUGAGGCUGGGCUUCCUGCCCAUGACCUUCUAGAUCCUGUUCCCGGCCUCUGCUUUCCCUGUGAGUUAGAAGAUAUACAGUUCUGUGCUGGUGGCGCCUUAUGCUUGACAUGGAAAACUUAGAAGCCUGCUCACUGGCAGGUACCUCCCGUGCUCUGACCAGAAGUGGCCACUCAGAGAGCAGUGCUGUCCAAUCAGGUGCCGCCUGACUCCUGGCAGGACACUUCAGGCUUCCGGCCUGCCCCGCCACGCCCCGCUGGAUCUCAGACAUUCCACGCUCACACUUCAUUCCCUGGACACAGACAAGCAGGGCCCUUCCACCUCUGGGAUCAGCCCCUCCAUUCCAAGUUCACACUGUCCUGGAGCAGGCCAGGACUGAAAGCAAGGCAGCUUGUGAGAAACAUCCUCCUGGGAACAGUGUGGGUGACAGUCUUAGGGUUGGCCUGCUGUCAUUGCUGGCCUGGUCCCCUUACCCAGAAAGAAGUGUGCAGCUCUCGAGCCUGGGAGAGACAGAUGACGGUGCUCAUGACUCUUCUGGGAGGGGAAGAACUGAGCCUUCACAUUGGGUGGCUUUUUAAAAUACGUGAAGGCAGCUGGAACUCCGCUGCCUCGUGCCAGCAUUUCACAUUUUGCCUUUCACCCAGAGAAGCCAGCACAGAGCCACUGGGGAGCGGUGAUGGCCUUGCCUGCAGAGCCUGAGGAGGUGGCACAGCCAGUGUCCAGACUGGGAGCAGUUAGCAGUGGGCUGUGUCUGGAGUAGUGUGGCAUGUACAGUAGCCAUGUACAGUAGCCUUAGAAGUGGUUGUCCCUGGGAACAGGCGCGCUGCCCUGUCGGCCCUGCUGGAGGUAGCAAGCUGCUGUAUGCCUUAAGUCAACAUUUACUCAGCAGGGCAUUCUCUCUCUCUCUCUCUCUCUCUCUCUCUCUCUCUCUCUCUAAAUGGCCAUAGAAUAAACCAUUUUUACAAAAAUAAAAACCAACAAAAAACUGUGUCCCGGAAUAGUACCUUUGCAGGUGUGUGGGGGUGUCUCAGGGUCUUCUGUGACCUCACAGAACUGACUGACUGCACCGUUUCCAACUUGCUGUCUUACUAAUGGGUCUGCAUUAGUUGCAACAAUAAAUGUUUUUAAAGAACA
Mus pahari (shrew mouse) is the source of this 4188-nucleotide messenger RNA. It is a transcript of the gene Ptpn1, whose product is annotated as protein tyrosine phosphatase non-receptor type 1. The transcript is spliced from 10 exons. The record is from RefSeq and is a predicted model, not a curated record. Gene Ontology annotation, molecular function: protein tyrosine phosphatase activity. Lineage: Eukaryota; Metazoa; Chordata; Mammalia; Rodentia; Muridae. Gene Ontology annotation, biological process: protein dephosphorylation. The coding region runs from base 480 to 1559 and encodes 359 amino acids.